This is a messenger RNA of Spodoptera littoralis (African cotton leafworm), 1062 nucleotides long. NCBI's taxonomy places the organism in Eukaryota, Metazoa, Arthropoda, Insecta, Lepidoptera, Noctuidae. The record is from the annotation of a GenBank genome assembly.
AUGGGCAACAAUGCUGCCACCGCCAAUAAGAAGGUGGACGCCGCCGAAAGCGUCAAGGAAUUCCUCGACCAAGCCAAAGAAGAUUUCGAGGAAAAAUGGAAGAAGAAUCCUACCAACACCGCCGGACUGAACGAUUUCGAGCGAAUAAAAACCUUAGGUACCGGCUCGUUUGGUCGAGUCAUGAUAGUUCAACAUAAGCCGACGAAAGAAUAUUAUGCUAUGAAAAUAUUAGAUAAACAGAAAGUUGUAAAAUUGAAGCAAGUUGAGCAUACGUUAAAUGAAAAACGAAUCCUUCAGGCUAUCAACUUUCCUUUCCUGGUGAGCCUCAAAUUCCAUUUCAAGGACAACUCGAACUUGUACAUGGUUUUGGAGUAUGUGCCAGGCGGUGAGAUGUUCUCGCAUCUGCGCAAGGUGGGGCGCUUCUCUGAGCCGCACUCGCGCUUCUACGCGGCGCAGAUCGUGCUAGCGUUCGAGUACCUGCAUUACCUGGACCUUAUCUACCGGGACCUUAAGCCUGAGAACCUCCUUAUCGAUUCGCAAGGCUACCUUAAAGUAACAGACUUUGGUUUCGCAAAGCGCGUCAAAGGCCGUACGUGGACGCUGUGUGGUACACCUGAGUACCUGGCGCCGGAAAUCAUCCUUUCCAAAGGUUACAACAAGGCCGUCGACUGGUGGGCGCUCGGAGUCCUAGUAUACGAAAUGGCGGCUGGGUAUCCGCCGUUCUUCGCCGACCAGCCUAUUCAAAUUUAUGAAAAAAUUGUCUCAGGCAAGGUCCGUUUCCCCUCGCACUUCGGCUCGGAUCUCAAGGAUCUGCUCCGUAAUCUAUUGCAAGUGGAUCUGACUAAGCGUUAUGGUAACCUGAAGGCAGGUGUCAACGACAUCAAAGGCCAUAAAUGGUUCGCAAGUACCGAUUGGAUCGCCGUCUUCCAAAAGAAGAUCGAGGCUCCAUUUAUCCCGCGUUGCAAGGGUCCGGGUGACACCAGCAACUUCGACGAUUAUGAGGAGGAGGCAUUACGUAUCUCAUCGACUGAGAAGUGUGCGAAGGAGUUUGCCGAGUUCUGA